UUGGCUGCUAGCAUGCGGGUUUAUCUCUCCAUCUCUUGCUGCUCUUGUAUAAAUGCCGCUUACUUUUCUACCGUCAACCUCCGCCGGAUGUUAUAGUUCCUAUUAUCAAUUAUUUCCCCCUUAAACUACACCCAUUAAAUCUUGUCUGAUAAAUGACUAACAAGCAUUCUGCGCGUCCUGACCAAUCCGUGUUUUUUAACCCGAAGACCUUGUCGAAAAAAGUCUUGACUCCUCUGGGCACAUGAAACUGGACACCCGAGCGUUUGAGGCCCCUCUUUCCAUGCGGAGGAAUACAUUGUUGCUGCUCACAAUGUGGAUGGAGGUGGUCAAGAUGUCUACUAGAAGAAUGAAUUCACCUCAAUUGUAACAACAUAAAGGAAGUCGUGGCGCGGGAUUGUUUGGAUACAGACCUGCAACAUUGUAUUUGUGACGUUGGUGUUUUGUAGGAGGAUGUCAAAGGAGGAAUAACACACAUUGUUGCGCCUAACAGCCUUUAAUGCGCCGUGCUUCAAAUUCUUUCAAGUUUUAUGGUUUUUCCCGACGAGAUUCAACCUUUCUUUUUUUUACUACUGGAUGUAAAACAACUGAUAAUCAGAGGGUGCUUUAAAGACCGAGGGGUAUGAACGAGGCGCACCAGAGAAUGGCUACAGUGGGAACAGAUAAGGAACUCAGUGACCUGUUGGAUUUCAGUGCAAUGUUUGCACCCCCUGUGGCCAAUGGGAAGAACAGGCCUACCACACUUGCUAGCAGUCAAUUUAGUGGUUCAGGUAUGGAAGAACGCAGUAGUCCCUGGGCUGCUGGAGAGCAGAACAGUCCUUCUUUUAACCAGAGCUAUGGAGAGGGCUCACACUUCAACGAACAUGAUGGACUAUCUUCCCCAUUCCUUGGCACGGGAAUUAGUGGCAAGAACGAAAGGGGUCCUCCUUACUCUUCCUUUGGGGGACAGCCAGGGUUCCUGCCUUCAGACAUUGCCAUGCCUUCUGCAGAUGCCAUGUCUCCAUCCGGACUGAAGUCUGGCUCACAGUUUUACCAAUCAUACCCCAACAACCCCCGGAGACGCCCCUCAGAGGGAAGCAUGGAUCCCCAACCAAAAAAGAUCAGGAAGCCACCAGGACUGCCAUCUUCAGUUUAUGCUGCCACCUCUGGCGAUGACUAUAUCCGUGAUGGUGCUGCCUACCCAGGCUCCAAACCUGGUUCUGUGUACCCAGGAUCUUUUUACAUGCAAGAGGGCCUACACUCCUCUUCGGACCCCUGGGCCCCCUCUGGAUCCAUAGGCCAGUCGGGAUACACGGCCAUGCUGGGGAAUUCGCCACACAUCAGUCAGCCAGGCUCCUUCUCUGCGAUAAACCCACAAGACAGAAUGAACUAUCCCUUGCAUGGAGCGGACGUCAAUGGUUUCCAUUCGGGCUCCGCAGCGUAUAGCCACACAUCCUCCAUGAAUGGAUCAGACAGCAUUUUGGCAAGCAGAGGUUCAGUCACAGGCAGCUCAGGUGAUGAGAUCGGAAAAGCUCUUGCUUCGAUCUAUCCUUCGGACCACAACAGCAACAACUUCUCCUCCACUCCUUCCACUCCUGUGGGCUCCCCUCAGGGCAUUGCAACAGGUGCAGCACAGUGGUCGAGAGCUUCUGGCCAGACUGCUCUGUCUCCUAACUAUGAGGGUGGACUACAUGCACUGAACAAAAUGGAAGACCGGCUGGAGGAGGCCAUUCACGUGCUGCGAAGUCAUGCGGUGGGUCAGGCCCCGGGAAUUCCUGGAGCCCAUGCCGACAUGCACAGCCUACUGGGUGCCGUCUCCACAUCCAGUGGAUCUAUGGGGGGUCUCCCUCAGGCCUACUCCAACCCAGGACUGCCCCUGAGCAACAGACACCCUACCAUGGCUGGAAGCCAUCAUGACGACCAUGCCUGCCUUCCUCCCAGCAGCACCCUGUUGCAGUCCGCUCAUGCUUCAGGCACCCCACAGCCUGGAGGAGCACCAGAGGGCUUUAACAGUUUGCCCGGAGGCUUGGCCCACGCCACGCAUUCGUCAAACAAGUCUGAUAUUAAGAGCGAAGACAGGGAGGACGAUGAGAACUCCUCUGUGGCCGAUAAGUCUGAGGAAGAGAAGAAGGAAAGCAAACCGUCUCGCACUAGAACAAGAAAGGAGGUGUUUACCCAUCAAGUCCUUUCAGGUUUAUCAGACCAGGGAGAAGAUCAAGACGAAGAUGAUGAGGAUUUGCCGCCGGAGUUAAAGGUCGAGCGGGAGAAAGAGAGGCGAGUGGCGAACAACGCACGGGAGCGACUGCGCGUGCGUGACAUCAAUGAGGCCUUCAAAGAGCUGGGCCGCAUGUGCCAGCUGCACCUGAGCAACGACAAACCCCAGACCAAACUGCUCAUCCUGCACCAGGCCGUCAACGUAAUCCUUAACCUGGAGCAACAAGUCCGCGAACGCAACCUGAACCCAAAAGCGGCAUGUCUGAAGCGACGUGAAGAGGAGAAAGUGUCCGGGGUGGUUGGAGACACUCAAAUGCAGCUCUCCGGACCGCAUCCAGGACUGGGAGGAGAUGGACGCAACUCUGUCAGUCACAUGUGAUCAUGUGAACCAGUGAACUUUCUUGGGGCUCCUGGAAGAAGUGACCUUGAAUCUCUUCCACCGUUCUCAUCCUCUCUGUGUGCAUAUAGUGACUCGGAAAGCAUAUCAUCCACGAAAUCAGAGAUGCACCCUCCAAAACUUUUCGGACACACGAACCGACCCGCCAAAACUGACACAGCAGAUUUUGUCCGUGAUCACUCCAGACCGCAAUUACCAGCACAAAUGUGAAGAACUCUUUCUCAAGUCAUUUUGUAUUUUUCUGCUUCCUUACAACAAUGGAUCAUAGGAAUAGACAAGUUCUGACCACAACUGACGUUUGUUUGUUUGUUUGUUUUUCCACUGCAGAAAGAGAGUUUUGAUCGAGAGACGAGACAGACGUCAAUUUAAUCAUGGAUUUGUGCCUAAUUGUUACGUUUUAUAUAAGACGCAAACUGCUUACUUGUGUGGAACAAAAAAAAAGUUUGGGAGUUGCUUGUAUAUGAGCAAUUUUUCUUUUCUUUUUUUUUUUUUUUAUAAAUGUGGUUUGUCAUUCCCUACUGAAAGGUACAGUCUUACGUGCGUUGUGUAACCAAACCCCAUGAGAAGUGGGGCGAACCUGUGGUGCUUUUGAGGACGGUGUAUCCCAGCAUGCCUCUGCUCUAUGGGCCAGGGCUCUUUCGGAACGAGAGCAAAGCACACGGGCCAUCACAGCUCUCCAGACUGUUUCAUCUUCUUGGAAACAUCAUGCAUCAUCAGCUCUCACGAUGCCAUUGACUAGUUCAGCCAAUCGGAAGAAAGCGCAUCAUAAAGGAGCGUGAGCUUCUGUUACUAUGACAACAACGCUUGGAUUCCAUUGCGUUCCCAAGCACAAAAAAUUGCCAAGUUGACCUUUCACUUCUUUCCUUUUAUUUUUAUUUUUCGCCAGAAUACGUUCAAUCAUCACUCGCUCGCAUCGACUCAUUGUUGCCAAAAGUCUGAAAGCGUACACAUGUCCACCUCACACAUAUGUAAUGGAUAUUAUUUCGAUUUGAGAAAAAAAAAAGUAAGAAUAUAUAUAAAAAUAUAUAUAUAUAUAUAUAUUUUUGUUAGUCUAUACAUUGUAGAUUUCUAAAUAACAAAAAAACGUAUUAGUUUGAAGUGUAGAGUCUAUAGCGCAAGUGACGCAUCGUACGAUUUCAAGAAAAACCCUGCGUAUAUUUUCCGAAACGUAAGGUUUGCGCGAGGCGACCCAUGGUUGAUUUUAUCCCAGACGCCCCCUGAUAGCUCUAUGCUAAUGAAGAAAUGAUAAAGAGAAUUGAAAGUGAUGGUUGAGGGCGCGUGGAGGUUCAAAGCCUCGUCACUAGAAGUGUUCUUAGGCAAUGGUGUAGUGCGUAAGCAACGUUCGCCAUCACUUCAGUCUCGCCAAUGCACAUAAUGCAACCUGUUUGAAUGUAAUAUUCAAAUGUACACACUCUCACGUCUCCGUCAGACUGGCUUACUGUGAGUUUAGUUGAUUCAUAUUGUCAUUUCAAGGUGUACGUCUCAACCCAUUUUUCGUCAUGUACGUUCCCCGAUGGUUUGAAUUAUGUAUGUAGGAGAGAAAAAAAUGGUGUUAUAACCCGUGUAAUUGUCGCAAUGUCCACAAUGGAUAUGAUUUCUGAGUAAUAACAUUUCACCGUAAGGGGGAUACUGAACUUAGGUUGUCCUAAAGUAUAAUGGAAGCAUAAUAUCAAUUCUUGAUAAAGAUAAAAAGUUGUUGAACAUUUAUAUAUCGUGGCCUUCUUCUUCUCAAGACUGUCAUUUUUGAGAGUGAUGCCUUGUCAGUGCCUAAACUUACUUUCAUUGUAAACUUGACCAUUUGUUUUAUUAUUUCGAAAUGCAAAAAUGUCUCAUCCAUCUUUUUGGUUUUGUUUUUCUUUUCUUCCUGGAAGCAUCUGUGUAGUAUUUAAUCUGCAAUUUAGAAGCAUUGUAGUCUUUCAUCCUCAUUAUUAUGCUGUGUGUGUGCACCUUUUUGGCAAUUUUAGGAUUCUCGUUCCUGUCAUCUUUGGCUCGACUAGGUUGGAAUUUGUUUUUUGCUUUCAAGAUGCUAGCAUCCUGUGAUCUGUGAAGCACACGAGAAAAUUGAAGGAUCUUUGUCGAUUCAUCAGAUGGGGGCUAGAAACACUAGACUGUUAUAUGAGCAAUUCUCAAUUUAUCCAGCUGAUACCAUGUUCAUUUUGAUAAUAUCCAUAAAAUAUUUGAGUGCUGGACUUGGUUUUGCCUCCUGCUUAACGCUGAAGGAGAGUUGUCCUGUCAUCAAAGAUUCUCCUCCUGUCUAUAAUUACUUUAUUUUUCUCCCCAAAGCAUUGAAUGUUCAACUAAAGUGAACAUUUUGAAUGAAUCGUUGUGUGCCGAAGUAAGAUUGCUGCCCAUGAUUUCCAUCAGAAUUGAGAGGUGUGUGAAUUUUGCAGAACCUGGUGUCUUGCAGUUGCAGUAGGGACAUGAACAAUACUGCUGUUGUGUCUUCAGAGUGCCUCCGGUUUUUGUCAUUAUUAUUAUUUUUUGUCUUUGUUUUUAUAAAUAUAUAUAUAAAGUAGGUAUUGAGAACUGUCCUGUAUAUAACAGUAAUGUAGCAAUAAAUGUGCCAUUUUUAAUAACAGAAUUAUACAUUUUUUCAAUGUCUUUCUUUGGAUCUUGUAUACCUUCAAAAUGAGUUAAAUAAAAGAAAACAUUGUAAUAAAA
This is a messenger RNA of Onychostoma macrolepis, 5248 nucleotides long. It is a transcript of the gene tcf3b, whose product is annotated as transcription factor 3b. The transcript is spliced from 21 exons. The record is from RefSeq and is a predicted model, not a curated record. Gene Ontology annotation, cellular component: transcription regulator complex. NCBI's taxonomy places the organism in Eukaryota, Metazoa, Chordata, Actinopteri, Cypriniformes, Cyprinidae. Gene Ontology annotation, biological process: regulation of transcription by RNA polymerase II. The coding region runs from base 620 to 2569 and encodes 649 amino acids. Gene Ontology annotation, molecular function: protein dimerization activity; RNA polymerase II cis-regulatory region sequence-specific DNA binding; DNA-binding transcription factor activity, RNA polymerase II-specific.